UUAAAAUUUCAGAAGAAGAUGGCCACUGCGCAGUUGCAGAGGACUGCCAUGAGUGCAUUGGUAUUUCCCAGUAAGAUAUCAACUGAGCAGCAGUCUUUGGUUUUGGUGAAGAGGCUACUAGCUGUUUCAGUAUCCUGUAUCACAUAUUUGAGAGGAAUAUUUCCAGAAUGUGCUUAUGGAACAAGAUAUCUAGAUGAUCUUUGUGUCAAAAUUCUGAGAGAAGAUAAAAAUUGCCCAGGUUCUACACAGUUAGUGAGGUGGAUGCUAGGGUGUUAUGAUGCUUUACAAAGAAAAUAUCUGAGGAUGGUCAUUCUAGCUGUAUAUACCAAUCCAGAAGACCCUCAGACAAUUUCAGAAUGCUACCAAUUUAAGUUCAAGUACACAAAAAAUGGACCAGUCAUGGAUUUUGUAAGUAAAAAUCAAAACAAUGAAUCUAACAUGUCAUCUGCUGACACCAAGAAAGCAAGUAUUCUCCUCAUUCGCAAGAUUUAUAUUCUAAUGCAAAAUCUGGGACCUUUACCUAAUGAUGUUUGUUUGACCAUGAAACUUUUCUACUAUGAUGAAGUUACACCCCCAGAUUACCAACCUCCUGGCUUUAAAGAUGGUGAUUGUGACGGGGUAACAUUUGAAGGGGACCCUAUGUAUUUAAAUGUGGGAGAAGUCCCAACACCUUUUCACACCUUCAAAGUAAAAGUGACCACUGAGAGAGAACGAAUGGAAAAUAUUGAUUCAACCAUACUAUUACCAAAACAAUUAAAAACACCACUUCGAAAAAUCCUGAUGGACAAAGAUGAUAUUGAAGAUGAAAAUUACUUAAGUGAUGAUUUUGACUUUGAAACUAAAAGAGAAAAGCAGGGGGGAAAAACUAUAGAGUUUCUGGAGUUGUCAGAACCAAAUUUCAUUUGUAAGGAAGAUGAAAUUAUGAGGUGUAAAGAAAGUCCAAAAUUUUCAAUUUCUCAUUCCCCAGUUGAGCACUUAGUCAGUAAAACAUCUGAACUUGAUGUAUCUGACAGUAAAACAAGGAGUGGAAGAAUCUUUCAUAAUAACAUGGUAAAUGGAAAUCAUCCAGUAAAAUGUAAAGAAAAUCAGAAGAGAAGUGAACUUAAAUCUAGGAAAACAGUCCUCCAUCACUUUGAUUCGUCUAGCCAAGAGUCAGUUCCAAAGCGGAGAAAGUUUAGUGAACCAAAGGAACAUGUAUAAACAUUACAUUUUCCUUCUGCACAUUUGCAAAGUUCUUCUAAACAUUUAAGAGACACUAU
Molecule: messenger RNA, 1259 nt
Organism: Perognathus longimembris pacificus (Pacific pocket mouse)
Lineage: Eukaryota; Metazoa; Chordata; Mammalia; Rodentia; Heteromyidae
Gene: Hormad1
Product: HORMA domain containing 1
Exons: 14
Coding region: 19-1200 (393 amino acids)
Source: RefSeq, a predicted model, not a curated record